CGGAGAUUCUUUUGUUCAUGACAGGCCAUGGCAGAACACGAGACACGCGUGCGUUCGCUGGAGGCGCAGAUUGCCACGCUUGAAGCGCAGCUCCAGUCGCUCCGCGACCAGCUCCUGAGGGCGCGCAAAGAUGCGAACGACGCGUCCAGGCUCCACGCUGGCUUGACCCCCCGCGAAGAGACUCCACAUCCUCAAGCCGCGUCGAUGGACGAGCAAUUCUUCCAUUCGUACGGGCCCGAGAUCUUGUCGGCUCUCGCUCAACCUACAGACGAGCCGCCUACGCAGUGGCCCCUCGGCCACGCCGAGUACAAACGCUAUGGCCGACAGCUGAUAAUGCCGGAAAUCGGCCUGCCUGGUCAGCUCAGGCUCAAGCGCGCGAGAGUUCUGAUCGUCGGUGCUGGAGGGCUUGGGUGUCCUGCCGCAAUGUAUCUUGCCGGCGCCGGGGUGGGCACGCUGGGUCUGGUGGACGGCGAUGAGGUCGAACUCAGCAACCUACACAGACAGGUGCUACACCGUAGUCACCGGGUAGGCAUGAGCAAGGUCGACAGUGCGGUAGAAGGCUUAAGAGAACUCAAUCCCCUUGUUGAAUACGUAACCUACAAGACCCGUCUAGAGCCUCAAAAUGCACUUCAGAUAUUCGCCCAGUUCGAUCUUGUGCUCGACUGUUCCGACAACCCGGCUACGCGCUAUUUGAUCUCAGACACCUGCGUACUCCUCGGCAAGCCUCUUGUCUCUGCUUCCGCUUUACGGACAGAAGGCCAAAUCAUGGUGCUCAACUACCCAGCGAGGCCAGCUGGGAUCUCAGGAGGUGGACCUUGUUAUCGAUGUAUCUUCCCAAAGCCGCCUCCUGCGGACAGCGUUGUCACAUGUGGCGAGGGUGGCAUACUGGGGCCCGUGGUAGGCGCCAUGGGCGUUCUUCAAGCACUGGAAGCGAUUAAAGUCAUCACCGCCGGAGAGACGUCCACAAAUCCGAAGUUGCCAGGCUUGUCGCCUGCCAGCACCUCGUCAUUUCCACAAUCAGCUCUAAAUCCGCCCAGUCUGCUUAUAUUUUCCGCCUACAGCAAUCCUCAGUUCAGAACCAUAAAACUGCGGUCGCGAUCGCCCAAAUGCGCAGCGUGCUCAUCCCAGGCCACCAUCACCCCGGACGCUCUUCUGUCCGGGUCGAUGGAUUACGUGCAGUUCUGCGGGUUCACCAGCCCCGUCAACCUCCUUUCACCAGAAGAGCGUAUCACCGCGAUGCAAUAUGCGGAGAAACGCAAGGAAAUUUCCCUGGCUGAGAAACAGCAUCGCCUGAUCGAUGUUCGCGAGAAGGUGCAAUAUGACCUCGGCCAUCUUUUCGGCAGCAUCAACGUGCCCUUUUCUCAGCUGAACGCGCUGAACAGCGGUAACGCUGGCCACGACACUUUGGAUCUCAUCGACGAAGUCAGGGAGUACAUUGGACGUGAGAGCAAUGAACCAGUGAUAGUGAUUUGUAGGCUGGGCAACGACAGUCAACUUGCGGUGAGGAAGUUCAAGGAACUAGGUUUGGACGAGGGAGGAAAGAUUUGGUUCGGAGAUGUGAAAGGGGGUCUCAAGGCUUGGAGGGAGGAGGUUGACGUAAAUUUCCCGGACUAUUGAUGCGAUCGACGGAGACUGGCCUUUGUCGAAUGCCGUUGAACGUAUCCACUGCUGUUGACUUGGGCCACGCCGCGAUGGACAAGAGAUCAGAUGGGAGCGUUCUAUCCAGGGCCCUGAAGGUCGCUCUGUAAUGGAAAAGUGAUGGCAACUUCGGCAUUGCCUGCCGCGAAGGGGGGCGUCUGCAUUUUCUUAGGCACAUGAUGGGGCUCUCUGUUACAGCGGAGGACGGUCAUCCUUAGAAACGCGGGAAUUGGAAAACAAGGACUGUUUUUGCACUUGCUUGUUGUCACGACUGGCCAAGCCCUCCCUUGGUUUCUACCAUGCGCUAUGCGGGAGGCCCAGGCAAGGAAAGGAUCGGGGUUCACAGCGUUUCCGAGCGACGCUGUCCAGCACGUUUGUUGGCGAAGAGCUACGUGUAUUUGGGGUUCGGGACACUUGUGGAAGUGCUCUAAACGUAGAGAACAGCGCUUGGUUUCUCCAAGCCAUGCGCGGGCUUGAAGGCGAGUGCUGGGUUAGGGGAUGACCCCCACGCUCACAUGCACCGGGGUGGGGGUGCCUCAGUGCUGUGGUUUGUCGACAGGCGAGGAGCGCGGCGAUGCCGAUCGCUGUGAGAUCUGGAUAGAACGGUGCCGAGGGAAAGCAGGACGGUGCUAUUGUACGUGAGAAGCAAAGGCCAAACGCGGGAAAUGACGUACCUCUGGUGCUCGAAAGCGGAAAGGUGGUCGCGUGCCGAACAUGGUGGAGGCAAGAAUACCUCCGUCGAUGCAUGAGAUUUUCACGCUCGGCCACGGGCAUUGGCUGCGUACCUUGCUGCAACGUCAUGC
This is a messenger RNA of Verruconis gallopava, 2441 nucleotides long. RefSeq lists its product as uncharacterized. Gene Ontology annotation, biological process: tRNA wobble position uridine thiolation; protein urmylation. Gene Ontology annotation, cellular component: cytosol; cytoplasm. The transcript has 2 exons. NCBI's taxonomy places the organism in Eukaryota, Fungi, Ascomycota, Dothideomycetes, Venturiales, Sympoventuriaceae. Gene Ontology annotation, molecular function: adenylyltransferase activity; URM1 activating enzyme activity; thiosulfate-cyanide sulfurtransferase activity. The record is from RefSeq and is a predicted model, not a curated record. The coding region runs from base 28 to 1617 and encodes 529 amino acids.